Solanum pennellii is the source of this 3293-nucleotide messenger RNA. Its product is annotated as ABSCISIC ACID-INSENSITIVE 5-like protein 3. The transcript is spliced from 4 exons. NCBI's taxonomy places the organism in Eukaryota, Viridiplantae, Streptophyta, Magnoliopsida, Solanales, Solanaceae. The record is from RefSeq and is a predicted model, not a curated record. Gene Ontology annotation, molecular function: DNA-binding transcription factor activity. Bases 321 to 1556 code for a protein of 411 amino acids. Gene Ontology annotation, cellular component: nucleus. Gene Ontology annotation, biological process: positive regulation of DNA-templated transcription.
AGGUUGCAUCUUACCACUGUUCGAAUUGUGGCUAAGACCUUCGAUAAUUGUUAACUGCUGCUAAAUAUGUAACUUUUGAGGCAAUUAACAUUCAUUGUAAGUGUUUUUAAAUCCUAUAGCGGCAUUGUCCAAUGACAAUUAACUAAUGCUGGUAAAAAUUUUAGCACUCUUUGUUAAUGUGUAUAUACAUAUAUUACCGCUAAAAGCUGUUUUUGUUGCAGUGUGAGGAUAUAUAGUAUCAUACUAAGUCUAGUUUUCCCUGAUAAUGUCUUAUUAAUCAACCUUUGAUCAGAUUUCAAUUUCCCCUGAGUUAUAGCACAAUGGGAUCUUACUUGAACUUCAAGAACUGUACUGACACGCCACAGAUAGAGAGAAACGGUGAGAAGUCGAUGGGAAGUGGUAGUUUUAGUUUAACUAGACAAUCUUCCAUGUACUCCUUGACAUUUGAGGAGCUCCAGAGUACCUGUGGUUUCGGAAAGGAUGUUGGUUCGAUGAAUUUGGAGGACCUCUUGAAGAAUAUUUCGACAGCUGAAGAGUCUCAAGGCUUAGCAUCUUCUGCUGGUGUUGGAGAGGGGAGUAUGGCUGCGGGGACUUUGCAGAGACAAGGUUCUUUAACACUACCUCGGACACUUAAUCAGCGGACUGUGGAUGAAGUAUGGAGAGAUUUCCAGAAUGAGACAACAGUUAGUUCCAAUCUUGGACAGAAGCAAUCCAAUUUGGGUGAAAUGACGUUGGAGGAGUUUUUGGUUAGAGCAGGAGUGGUGAGAGAUGAUAAUCAACCAAAUGGAACCUCAAACAAUGUUGGAUUCACCGGUGUUUUAGGUGAACCGAGUAGUAACAACAAUGCUUUGAACAUUGCUUUUCAGCAACCAACUCAAAGCCCCGGACUUUUGAGUAAAUUUUCCGAGAGUAACAUGUUAAAUGUGGUUAAUGUCAAAUCUUCUCAACAACAGCCUCAGCAGCAGCAACCUCUUAUUCCUAAGAAAAGGAAUGUUGACUUUGCAUCUCCGAUGCAAUUAGGGAACAAUUGCCAACUGGCUAGCCCAACGGCAAGGGCUCUUGUUGUCAGCACGUCCAGUCGUUCUGUAAAUGCUACUGUUGUUCAAGGCGGUGUUAUGCAGAAUGGAGUUACGGGCAUGGCAGGAUUGCUUAGUGGUGUUACAUUUGCACCAGGAGGAUCCCCUGGAAAUCAAUUGUCAUCCGAAAUGAUUUCUAAGGACAAACUGUACAGGUCAUUUCUUUCCCCUUCACCUUAUGCAUUUAAUGAAGGUGGAAGAGGGAGGAAAUCAUGCAGCACUUUGGAAAAAGUUGUGGAAAGAAGGCAUAAGAGGAUGAUUAAGAACAGAGAAUCCGCAGCAAGAUCAAGGGCUCGGAAGCAGGCCUAUACUUUCGAGUUGGAAGCUGAAGUGGCGAAGCUUAAAGAAAUUAAUGAAAAGUUGCAGAAAAAACAGGCUGAAUUUAUCGACUCACAGAAAAAUCAGUUAUUGGAAAAAAUGAAUACGUCAUUUGGGAGUAAGUUAAGAUGCUUGAGAAGGACACUGACAGGACCUUGGUAGAAUUCCAGCAUACAACUUCAGAGAAUAGUUAAGACUCGUGGAAAAACUUGUUAUAUGUGAAUAGUAAGGGUAAGGCACUAAGACUGCGGAUACCCCACCCUCCCCAGACCUCACUUGUGGGAUUACAUUGGGUUUGUUUUUUGAUCUUUUUUGAUCAUAUUAUUGAUGUACUAGUGUUGGUAUAUCAUUUUAUUAUUAUUAUGUAAAUGGGUUUCUUGCACAGAGUUUCUGCUUUUUGUUUGACUAACAGCAGUUCAGAUUAUCACAUUGAAUCAGGUAAUAACAUCGAGAUGUAUAUCUUUAAUAAGCUAUUUAUGAACUGCUGGUUGUGUCAUUUUGCUCAUCAAAGAGAGAAAAUGAAAAGGAUUGAGUGCUUUGCUUAUAGUUCAGGAAAGGAAGUCAUGUAUCGAAAUCGGUCUAUGUCAAUUCAAGAACACAACACAAGGGUGCCAAGAAUAUCAUCUAUCAAAUCAUAGCUCAAGAAAGGAAGUCUUAAAACAUGACUUCUAACAACCUUGUAGAUAAAAUUAGAACACUUGGAAUAGUUACAUUUUCUCUGUUUUCAUGUAUAAUGAAAAGAUUAGAACAACAUUUACUGCAUUAUAUAUCACUUUGCAGCAAGAAGGGAUACCCAAUUCCUCUUCUUCUAGAAGGGAAAAUCACAAAAAGAAGACUAAUGACAAAUCCAAUCACCAGUGGAACAGUAUUGAUGAUCUUUCGUGGUACAACAAAACGAUAACAUUGCAGCACAUCAGUGUGUGAUGCUGCAAAUGUAAGAAGAGCAAUCAAAGAAAGUGAUGCAUGGAAGAUAUCAGACCAUCUAAGUCUAUAAUCUCUUGGAACACAAGGCUUAAUCCUCCUUCCAUUAAAAGUCCAAAUGCCACUGAAAGUUGCCACCCCGUAAUGCAGUCUCCCGGUAGCUGACUUGAAGCUAUCGGUGAAGGAGAAGAACACGCAAGAAGCAGCCGAUAGGAUCAAGAAAAUCCCAGUCAUCCAUUGUUCAAAUUUGUUGCAUUGACCAUCAUUGGUUAGUAUGGGUGCAAAUAUGGUGAAAGCAAGGAUUGUAGCGGUAGGUAAGAGGACGUUGAGACGAGCAGUGCCACUUAAGAUUGUGUUUAUGAUGUAUAUGAAGUUGGAAUCAUCCUCUUCUUGAUUAUCAUAAUCUGGGAGGUAGAAGUCACUUUCAUCAGGUUCAUCACUUUCAGACAAGUGUUGGUACAAGAAGUUGUUGUCCAUAUUGAAUUUGUGGGAUUGUUGAAUUCUGAAAAUAGUUUCAGCAUUAUAUCAAAAGCUUCCUUUGCUGAGGUUUAGGGAGGAAGUCAUUCCAUUUCUUGUCAGGUUACUUCCUUCAGAUCAAAUUUUAAGAAAGGUAUCUUUUUUCUGGUUUCCACUCGGUGUCCAGAGCCUAUAUUGGAGUCCCCGCUAUAUUCGGAUUGCACACUCCAGCUCCCGUUCGGAGGUGGCGCUCCCAAGAGGAUUUUUUUCAUAUCUAGGGCUGAACCCGAGACUUCUGGUUAAGGGUGAAUCAGUCUCAUCAUCGUACCACGACCCAUGUCGAUAGGAAAGGUAUCAUUAUUUGGCAUAGGGGAAGAGGGAAUCACUUUUUUGCUCCCUUUCUUUUGGUUUCUUUGUGCUUUUUUCUUUUCCUAAAAUGACCUCUAAAAGAGCUGGUAAAAAAAUAAUCCGCAUAGGUUGUAUAUAUCAAAUCAAUACUAUAAUUUAGGCAUAAUACAUAAA